Messenger RNA from Leptopilina heterotoma, 754 nucleotides. Its product is annotated as protein FAM32A-like. The transcript has 4 exons. Lineage: Eukaryota; Metazoa; Arthropoda; Insecta; Hymenoptera; Figitidae. The record is from RefSeq and is a predicted model, not a curated record. Gene Ontology annotation, cellular component: nucleolus. Bases 116 to 418 code for a protein of 100 amino acids.
UUUAUGGUCAUAAUUUUUGUUUAUGCGUCUCAGACGCGUCACGAUCGUGUUGUUUGGAUCACAAUGUAUUAAAAUUAAAAUAUUUAUAUAUUUAUCAAUUAAAUAAAAGUGUAAAAUGUCUACUCCAGAGGAAGAUCCCUAUGAGAAUGUUUCAAGAGGAUCUCUGAAAUUGAAAGGAACAGAAAAUAUUAGUAAAAAGGUAUAUGAAACGUUACGUCUUGGUUCAGUUCCCUUGAGACGUAAUCCUGUGAAGAAGUAUAAGCGAGUUGGUAAAAAUAUACGAUCGAAUUAUGUUCAGAAAAAAGAAGAAGGAGAAGCAGAAGAAGAAACUCGUGGAGGUUACAAAAAUAAUAGAAGACGAAAGACUGGAAGAAAAUGUUACGGUUCCAAAACAUACGAAGGCCGAAAUGGCGUUUAAAAAAAUGCAAGAAAAAAUGCAAACUGAGAGAAUAAAGCAAAAGGCAUCUUUAACUCACAAGCAAAGAGUCGAAGAAUUUAAUCGUCAUUUGGAUGGUUUAACUGAGCACUUUGACAUUCCUAAAGUCAGUUGGACGAAAUGAGGAAGGCACUGUUAUUUAUAUAAAAUUAUCAUCAUAUUCGAAUUACUCUCAGUGUUCUAUAAAAUCUGUUUAUUUAUUAGAAAUAGUAAUUCACACGAUAGAAUUUAUUUUCAAGGUUUAAUUCUAUCAUGUUUUCUGAUACUGUACAAAAUGAAAACAUUAGAAUAAAUUAAAUGAAAUAUGAAUAAAUUAAA